UCCUAAAAUAGGCAUUUUCUUAAUUUGUGAACCAUUACGCAUGCACCUAAAUGUAAACUUCCGGCAGUUUUUGUAAGCAUGUCAGAAUACUGGAAAUCACAGCCCAGAAAAUUUUGUGAAUAUUGUAAAUGCUGGAUAACAGAUAAUAAACCUAGUGUUGAUUUUCAUGAGAAAGGAAAGAAACAUCAAGAAAAUGUUAAAAGAAAAAUUGAAGAUGUGAGAAAGAAGGGUAUAAAGGAUGCAAAGCAAAAGGAAGAGCUGGAGGAUGAUAUUCAAAAAAUGGAAAAGGCUGCCCUUGAGGCAUUUAAAAAAGACCUAGCUAGUGACCCUGAACUUGCUGCCAAGUAUGGAGUGAGAGUCAGAUCGGAGGCUGAAAAAGAAGCUGAGAAAAAACAGAAAGAGAAGGCAUCUGAUAUAGCAAAACAGAAGGCACUAGAAGCAAUAGAAAAGAAAAGGAAGGAAGGAGAGUGGUAUGAAGCUAAAUCGGCCGAGGGCUACACGUAUUACUGGAACACCGUCUCACACGAAUCAAAAUGGGUUGCUCCCAGCGUCUAUGUUUCUAUAGAAGAACAAGAGGCGAAGAAAAAGAAUGAGGAAGAAGAGGAACAGAAGGAGGCGGAGAAGAAGGCCAGAGUUCAAGAAGAACUAGAUGCGCAGCCUGAUGAAGUAGCAGUGGGACCACUUCGCUGGGGGACUACCUCAACAUCAGCCUAUGGCAACUGGAAAACAGUGAAGGAACCCCCUAACCUUGAUCUUCCGGAGGAACCCUCAGAGCCUCUCCCCAUUGAAGACAUUCCCCUCCCCGGGCCCCCUAAAGAGAAGAAAGAGAAACAAGAAGGAGGCAGGUUCAAAGAAAAGAGAGUCCAAAGUCUAGCGAGUGGCAAUGACAAUACAAAAGUGACUUUUAAAAAACGCAAAUUAGGAUCAGGGGCACGCAAUACUAGACAACGAGAAGAUGACGAUUGACAAAGGGUUUUUAUAGUAGCAUCAAGUGAAGUUUGAACAAGUGAUAAGAUCAUUGUUAUGUUAUUUGACAAUACAUGUAUCUACAUUGGCAUGAAAUUUAUUAUCUACAUAUUUGUUAAAGAGGAAUUACAAUUUUAACACAAUUUAAUGUAAUUCCUCAUUUUGAUAUUGAGAUAGCUUUUUUGUGAAAAGAUCUGUACUACAUUUCCUGGGAUCAACUUGACUUCAAAAUGGAUAACUUUGCAAAGAACAAUUGUGUAAUGUUUAAUUUAUUAAGAUGUGACAUAGGUUGAAAAAAACAUUAAAGAAAUUGCACUUAGUAA
This is a messenger RNA of Magallana angulata, 1289 nucleotides long. RefSeq names its product WW domain-binding protein 4-like. Gene Ontology annotation, cellular component: precatalytic spliceosome; nucleus. Gene Ontology annotation, molecular function: protein binding; zinc ion binding; RNA binding. The coding region runs from base 79 to 966 and encodes 295 amino acids. The record is from RefSeq and is a predicted model, not a curated record. The transcript has 9 exons. Lineage: Eukaryota; Metazoa; Mollusca; Bivalvia; Ostreida; Ostreidae. Gene Ontology annotation, biological process: mRNA splicing, via spliceosome.